GUCCCUUGUAUAGAUACAACUGUAUUGGAGCAAAUUUGCUCAAUGUCUUGACAAUGUAAAUGUUUUGUAACAAAGGCCACAAAAGAACAGCCAACUGUUGCUGAAGAAAUGAAGAAAAACCAGAGGAACCACAUGAAAUCUUAGAAACUCCUUCUCCCUAGCAGAAAUGGUGGGAAUACUUCCUGGCUCUACAGACACUGCUGCUACUUUUUCUGAUAAUAAUAGUGGGAAAAGAAGGAUGAAUACCAGCCACCAAGAUCUCCUAAUUGAGAAACCCAUUAAAUGUGAGCAUUCCCCAAUACCUCUGGACUCAGAUGAUUUACAUAGAUUUGCAAGAGAGGACAUACUCAAAUUUGAGAUCGAGGACAUCUCUGAACAUGAAACAGAUGACACCUCUGAAUUGGAAACUGAUGCACAUGAAGAUGCCUUUAUGACAGAUGGGGUUCACUGCCCAAUCACAUCUUUGCCAAGAAUAAGGAAGAUGCGCUUCUCAGAUGACGAGUUAAAUGUUUUAGUACAAGAGGUACAUGAUAAUGUGAGCCAACUCUUUGGCGAGCUCAGUGUAAAGACGCCUACAGCUGUCAAAAACAAAAUUUGGGAGGGUAUUGUGGCAAAGGUCAAUGCCAUUGGAGUCACCACCCGGACAGUUAGUGAAAUAAAGAAGAGGUGGCAUGAUCUCAGGCGGCGCACCAAGAUGAAGUUAAGUGUCUUUGAACCAUUUGGCCACCAUCUUGAAGCUGUGUCCCCGGUUUUCCAACCCCCUCACCACCAAAGGCUGUUACAGGAGACUAUACAUCCCCAUCAGAUCCAGGGGAUUUCAGAUUUGGACACAAGUAGUGCCAUAUUUACAUCAAAUGCUGCCAUAACAACUACCCAGGACACAGAAGAAUAUAUUGAUGACACUGUGGAGCAGGAGAAGCAAUGCACAGAAGUGACAGAAACAACAAUGCAACAAAGCACAUUUCCAACAUUUCACAGAGAGAUUAGGGGUGACAACCAGCAAUUCUCAGACCAUUUCAAGGCUAGCCAAAUCACCCAACAAAAACUCAUAUCAGAAAUUCGUUUGUUACGCAAUGAGAUGAGCCAAUCCGCACACGGCCUACAGCAAUCAAUUGACAUGCAUUUGUCUCAUAUAGCGUCAUCAAUUGAUAUGCAUUUGGGACAUAUAGCGUCAUCUAUUGAAAAGCAUCUUGGUUUGAUUGCUACAAAUAUGUUAACACUUUCUCACAACAGAGCACCAAAUUCAGAGUCAUUAUCAGGUCCUAGUAAAGACUCCCGUACCCCCUCUGGGAAUCCCUCAGUCCCGAAAUACCCAUGUUGCAGCAGCUCAGAAACAGAAACUUGUGAUGUCUCUGAUCAAAUCAACACACAAGUACCUAAUGCAACCAUACAGUUUACUUUGGACAGGGGGGCUUCUCAAAAAAUAUCAAAGGUGCCUGUUAAAAGAAGAGCACAAUCCUACGAUCCAUCUGAAUUUAUUGAUUCCAGGGACAUUGAAUCAGAAGAAAAUGGGGUCUUCGUACAGAUAAAUGAGGGGCAGAUACAUACUGCAAAUACUGCAAGAGCCUUAAGAUCUAGACCUAGCAGUAGUCUAGAACAAGCCACAGUGAAAAAAAAACUAGCAAAGUAAAAAAAAAAAAUGUUUUUCUUACUUUACACUAUUAUGACCAAUAACAUGACUUCAUCAGUUGGUCUUUUAAUUGUACAGUGCCAGUAGAAACACAGAUGGCUAGUUACUCUGAGGUAUUCUAGGAUUUGUAUUACUCUUAGUUGUUUUAACUACACAGUGUAUAUAUUUCUUGUUCUUGAAUUACAAGUAUUAAAAAGGCUAAUUCAUUA
This is a messenger RNA of Xenopus laevis (African clawed frog), 1839 nucleotides long. RefSeq names its product tumorhead S homeolog (gene trhd.S). The transcript has 4 exons. The record is from RefSeq and is a predicted model, not a curated record. Bases 167 to 1630 code for a protein of 487 amino acids. Gene Ontology annotation, molecular function: DNA-binding transcription factor activity, RNA polymerase II-specific; RNA polymerase II cis-regulatory region sequence-specific DNA binding. NCBI's taxonomy places the organism in Eukaryota, Metazoa, Chordata, Amphibia, Anura, Pipidae. Gene Ontology annotation, biological process: regulation of transcription by RNA polymerase II. Gene Ontology annotation, cellular component: nucleus.